AUGAACGGGAUCACGAUGUCCGAGAAGACUGAAUCAAUGGUAGCGGCGCCCCAGCCAACAUGGACAACGCCAGUUGCUCAUGGAUUGAGGCCCAGGCCUGCCACAAUCCAUGAAGGCUUUUCAUUUUGCGUGGCCCAGGGCUUCGAUGGUCUGCCGGCGUGGGAUUCUUCAUACCAGUUGCAGCAACCACCGAGUUCCGUCCCUCAGGACUUCUAUCCCACGACUACUUUAGACAGCAAUUCGUGGGUGCAAAAGCCUUGCGACGGGAACCUGGACAUCCCAGGACUGGACAACAACGAUAUGCCCAUUGGCCAGGCGUACACGACCGACGAAGCUGUUCAGAUGCCUGCGGAUAUGAGAUGCUCAAGUUCCCACAUGGACAAUGAGCAGAUGUCAUUUGAUGGAGUGAAUCCUCGCCGGAUGUCGGGAUCGUCCUUCACAGUGUCUACGUCAGGUGGCAUGUCUGAGAUGGCAUCGUACGACGACUACUCGACCGGCUUUUCCGAUGCACAAUCUCUUUCAUCGGAUUACUUCCCGCCGUCCAAUAGGACCUCGAUGAUCUCGUCAACCCAACUGUCUCCUGUCGCCUCUCCCAGGAUGACACCGCAGAGCCGCUCGGAAUUGGUACGGACUCAGAGUAGGGGAAGAGCCUCGCCAUCGCCACGAUCUGGAGUGCGCGCUGUGCCAUACUCGCUUGAGAAUGGACGGAACAAGCGUUGGUCUACUGGGUCCUACGGAACGGUUGCCAACCGUAGACCAUCUCCUUUCGUUUAUCACCCUCCUUACGACAUGCAGGCUCGGUUUUCGUCCCAUCAGCCGUCUUCCGCGAUCGGGAAUGGCCAACUGCCCCUGACUUAUGGCAACCUCCAGGCUACACAGCAACACCCUUACUGGCUGAAUAGUGAUCCAUAUCAACGUAACAAUAUGCUCUUACCAAGUCAGCUGCCAUCGCAAGCAUAUCAUCCGGAGAUGCAGCAAUUCAGUGCUCCUCCACUGAUGUCACACGGCAUCUUCCGUAUGCUUUCGAGCAAUGCGGACCCCAGCUCCCUCCACAACCACUACGCCGACUCGGAGCCGCCAGACCUGUACGCUUCAUUGCAUGAGGAGCAAGUCCCUCCUCCCCCGGAGGACAUGAACCCUAGCGACCCAGACCUCGUCCCUCACGAGCAGGAACUCAGAUUUGAGGGCGACUUAUACACUCCCAAGUGGGUUCGUGGCCACGGCAACAAGCGCGAGGGUUGGUGCGGUAUCUGUAAGCCAGGCCGCUGGCUCGUCCUGAAGAACUCGGCGUUUUGGUAUGACAAGAGCUUCACACACGGCAUCAGCGCCGCAACCGGUGCUCCCUUCGCCGAACCAGUAGAGACAAGGCGUAUGGACGGCAACCCUGAUGUGUGGGAAGGUCUUUGUGGGAGCUGCAAUGAGUGGAUUGCACUCGUAAGCAGCAAGAAAAAGGGCACGACAUGGUUCAGACAUGCGUAUAAGUGCCACUCUCACCCCAAGAUUAAGGAUGCACCGAAGCGGAGAAGAGAAAACAGCAACUCACGUGCUCUAGCAGCAUCAAACGUAGCUAGCAACAAGCCGAAGCAGGAGUGUAUCACUCCGCAGAUGACGCCAGCUACAACAAUGACGGGCGAAACACCAACGCCUGCCAAGACAGCUACGGCCCCGGCUCCUCCUCCUCCUGAGACACAACAGCCCCUGUCGUCGUCCCAGCCUCAGCAGCAACAGACACCGCAACAGGAGCCGUUGCAGCCGCAGCUUCAUACACCGUCAACGCCAUUGCAACGCCCGCACUUCCAACCGCAGCCUCCGCCUCGGCCUGCUCGGUCGCUAGCUCCACCUCCAUUGCCGCCUAGGUCCUCGUCAAUCAUGACGCCCUUGCCGACAGUGACCACCGUCAACGGGAUGCCUAUGAUCUAA
Messenger RNA from Thermochaetoides thermophila DSM 1495, 1920 nucleotides. RefSeq lists its product as uncharacterized. The coding region runs from base 1 to 1920 and encodes 639 amino acids. The record is from RefSeq and is a predicted model, not a curated record. Lineage: Eukaryota; Fungi; Ascomycota; Sordariomycetes; Sordariales; Chaetomiaceae. The transcript has 3 exons.